Molecule: messenger RNA, 1508 nt
Organism: Urocitellus parryii (Arctic ground squirrel)
Lineage: Eukaryota; Metazoa; Chordata; Mammalia; Rodentia; Sciuridae
Source: RefSeq, a predicted model, not a curated record
AUGGGGUCGAUAUCGUCUGCAGCCCAAGGCCAGCCAUUUCUUGCUACUUCCCAUGACUCUGUUUCCUGGCACAAACAGGCAGCGCUGACCAGAGCCCUUCGGAGACUACAGCCUGGGAUUGUGGCUCCAGGGAAUGGGGAGGAGGUCAUCAGCUUUGCUACCAUCACAGACUCCUCCACUUCAAUCUGCAGCUCCAUGCUCACCUUCCACCUGUCCACUGUUCAGUCCCACCACCUAUACCAUGCCCGUCUCUGGCUGCAUGUGCUCCGAACCUUUCCUGGCACUCUUCACCUGAGGAUCUUCCGAUGGGGCCCAAGGAGGAAGCACAGAGGAUCCCGGACCCUCCUGGCAGAGCACCAAAUCACUACCCCAGGCUGGCAUGCCCUUACUCUGCCCUCUAGUGGCUUGAGAGGUGAGGAAUCUGCUGUAUUGAAACUCCAACUGAACUGCAGAUCCCUGGAAGGCAACAAGACAAUUACUGGACCACUGAGGUGGCUACUGGACACUACGGGACACCAGCAGCCCUUCCUGGAGCUUAAGAUUCGUGUCAACGAGCCUGAAGCAGGCCGGGCCAAGAGGAGGACUCCCACCUGUGAGCCUGAGACCCCCUUAUGUUGUAGGCGAGAUCAUUAUGUAGACUUUCAGGAACUGGGAUGGCGAGACUGGAUCCUGCAGCCUGAAGGUUACCAGCUGAAUUACUGCAGUGGGCAGUGCCCACCCCACCUGGCUGGCAGCCCUGGCAUUGCUGCUUCAUUCCAUUCUGCUGUCUUCAGCCUCCUUAAAGCCAACAAUCCUUGGCCUGAGGGUACUUCCUGUUGUGUCCCUACUGCCCGAAGGCCUCUCUCUCUCCUCUACCUUGACCAUAAUGGCAAUGUGGUCAAGACGGAUGUGCCAGAUAUGGUGGUGGAGGCUUGUGGUUGUAGCUAGCAAGAGGACCUGGGGGUUCAGAUAGAAGAUAUCAAGUUGGGGGUUCCCAGGUAAAGGGCAUCUGUGUCUGGAGGCAUCAGGUUUCCUGAUCCGCACCUCCACCCAACAAGACCACCUGGCACUAUGUCAGGGUUGACCCCUAUGUGACCCAAAUGYACACUUUCUUGUCCCAGACUUUUGGCCUUUUUCAGGCUGGUUGAUAUGUGGACAAAUGGGUAAAGUAUUUCCUCUAAGGGGACUACCCAGGCAGUAUGAUUUUCUACCCCAAGUGAGAAGAUGGCAGGGGCUAGCAGGGAAGAGAGGGAAGGAGAAGGCAGAGAAAAUUACUUAGUAUCUCCCAAGAAGAGUAAGUCCUCAAGAAAGGGAGGAAGCAGAAGUUUCAGCAAGCUUGGGACAGGGCAAAUGGGCUGGCCAAGGGUAGGGAUUGUUGAGUGCUUUAAGGGAGGGUCAAGAGGGAGAUGAACAAGGUGCCAAGGGAAGGUGUUUAGGAAAACUCCAGAAGCAGGAAUCAGGAAAAAAGGGUGCUGAGCCUAAGAAAUUCUCUGAUUUUCCCUGGGGAAACACAAACAUUUAUUCUUUUU